AAAAAAAAUGUCUAUGGUAAUAUGGCCAACAAGAACAAGAAUACAAAAGCGAAAUUUUAAAAGCAAAACUUUUCUUUAGUUGCUUUAAAUUUCUUUUCAUAUUGGCAAAAAGGUGGGCGGUGCGUUGUCCUAGGUUUCGGCCGGACUAGCGUAUCGUCCGGACUUUUAAAAUUUAGAUUCUGCAGCGUACCUACACACUUGCAACAUCUCAUUGUCCAGAUAUAAAAUUUACAGGAUGACCCGUGGAAACCAGAGAGACUUAGCUCGUGCAAAAAACCAGAAGAAACAACAGGAAAUGCAAAAAAAGAAGAACGCCAGUGAAAAAACUGGUCUUUCACUGCAAGAGAGGAAACACAGGGAUGCCGAGUUAAUGAGAGAAAAACAGAAGAAAAAAGAAGAGCAGCAAGCGUUACAACCUCAGAAACAACGAGCAUAACUUUCUAAUUUUUAGUUGGUUGUUAUAAAAACUGAUACUGCAGUAUUCCAGCUUUGGUGCUGAAUAAUUUAUUGGACAAGUGAUAUGAAUGCAAAGUUUUGCUAUUUCCAUAGUAUAAUUAGUUAAAACGUCAAAUAAACCUCCCAUAACAUUGAUGUGUUUUCAUUGUUGUUAUGUGUAAGCAAUAAAGUAUGAUCUGAGAUGUUAAUAGUAUGAAUGGUUCUAUAAUUAAUUCUUAGCAUUUAUGAAGUCAUAAUUGACUGAAUAGAUUGUAUGUAUAACUCAAAUACCCAUUUUUUGUACAAUAAAGUAUAAAAUAAUUGAA
Aricia agestis (brown argus) is the source of this 761-nucleotide messenger RNA. Its product is annotated as putative SERF-like protein. The coding region runs from base 236 to 436 and encodes 66 amino acids. Lineage: Eukaryota; Metazoa; Arthropoda; Insecta; Lepidoptera; Lycaenidae. The transcript is spliced from 3 exons. Gene Ontology annotation, cellular component: cytosol. The record is from RefSeq and is a predicted model, not a curated record.